AUGGCCUCCGCACCUACACGAUGCAUUAUCUAUCCGGACGGGUCGCUUGUUACAUCUAAGAUAAUUGGCAUAGGUCUUGACGGUUUCGUCGUGCACAGUGAGCCGUCAACCGUAUUGAAGAUACCAAAACUUCAUGGGUGCCUCCUGCCCGACGGUACAAUAGAACCGGAUCCAGAAAACGAAUGGUCGAGCGAUUUGAGCAUCGAAAGCACGAUAUACGAACGUCUUCAGGGCGUACGAGGAGUUGCCAACUAUCUGGGUAAUUUCAAAGACGGGCUACUGCUGGAAUACUACAGUAAUGGAUGUCUUGAGGAACACAUGAAAAAAGAUUUCCUACCAGCGUGGUCGCAAAGGAUGGACUGGAUAUUGCAGAUCAUCGAUGUCUUCGCAGCCUGCCAUGCCAAAAAAGUCCUUGUGUGCGACAUCGCUCUCCGUAAUAUCCUACUUGCAGACGACUACACUACACGGGUCAUUGAUUUCGCAAACAGCUCCUUAUGCCCACUGGAGGAUAGCGGUGCGCUCAGGAAUUCCAGCGGCUAUUGCUCAAAGGUGGAGAUUCUACACGUCACGAACGUUAUCUACUCACUGUCCUGCUGGAAGAAGUUCCAGGUGGAUUGUGUGACAAUGGGUGAAUGGCCAGACGCAGAAUUCCUACCAUCGACUAUGGACUUGCCGCUCGGAGAUGUUAUCUCAAAAUCAUGGUCUCGCCAAUUUGAAACCCUUGACGAGCUACGGCAUGCUGUUGUAUCUGCCAUGUCUCAAGAGCUCGCAAUGUCACAGCCCAGAACAUGCGUCUUUCAGAAACCUGUCUUCAUUGUUUGCGCUCUGGCCUGCGCUGCAAUUUUAGUCGUAUGUCUACGAUCUCGAGCGCGAUAG
Aureobasidium namibiae CBS 147.97 is the source of this 876-nucleotide messenger RNA. RefSeq lists its product as uncharacterized. Lineage: Eukaryota; Fungi; Ascomycota; Dothideomycetes; Dothideales; Saccotheciaceae. The transcript has a single exon. Bases 1 to 876 code for a protein of 291 amino acids. The record is from RefSeq and is a predicted model, not a curated record. Gene Ontology annotation, biological process: protein phosphorylation. Gene Ontology annotation, molecular function: protein kinase activity.